Molecule: messenger RNA, 2460 nt
Organism: Lycium ferocissimum
Lineage: Eukaryota; Viridiplantae; Streptophyta; Magnoliopsida; Solanales; Solanaceae
Product: proton pump-interactor 1-like
Exons: 7
Coding region: 266-2071 (601 amino acids)
Source: RefSeq, a predicted model, not a curated record
AUAUUAGUCAUGUACAAGUCUUCUACACGAAAAAAUCUAGUGUCAGCUAGUUAUUUAUUUGACAAGAAAGUUCAGUGUGAAUUGAUUAUGUAGUGUCUGUAAGUCAUAUAAUUUCUGCUCAUGUUGCUCUUUUAUCCCGCCAAUUUUUAUUGUAUAUCCUGGACCCAUUACUAUUCUGAUAUUAUUUCAUAACUAAUAUAUGUUUUAUUUACGUCAGGAUCGGAGAUAGUUGAAGGCAAUUUCUGGUUUAUACUCUAGUGAAAUCAUGGUUAUACAGGUGGAAUCUCAGUUAGCACACUUUCCAACUGAAACCAGUGUUGAACAGAACAAUAUUCCGAAAGAAAAUGGGAAAAUGAAUAAUGUAGGAGGACUUAACGAUCCCACAAAAUUUGGCCUCCAGGAGAAUGCAGUUGAUGAAUGGCCUGAGAAAAGGUGGGUCCAUUCUUUCUACAUUGUCAAAUAUCGGAGAUUUGAAGAUCAAAAGCUGAAGUCCAAAUUUGAACAGGCCGAUAUCGAGCUACAGAAAAAGAACAAAGCAAGAUCAGUGAUUAUUGAAAAAUUAAAGGCCAGAAGGGCAGAUAGAUCACAGCUUAUUGAGCAAAGGAAAUCUCUAAGUGCUGAGAAUCAGCAGUUUUGGACAAAGAUUGAUAAUAAAAGAAAGGAAGUCAAACCACUGCAGGAUGCCUUGGGCGAGCUCCGUGGUGCUAGGAAUACUGGCGGAGAGAGGGGUUAUCGUCUGUGUUCAUCUGAGGAGGAGCUUAACAAUCUUAUCAAAAGUCUGCAGUACCACAUUCAACAUGAAAGCAUUCCUCUAAACGAAGAGAAGCAAAUUGUCAGGGAAAUCAAGCAACUUGAAGGAACAAGGGAAGAUGUUAAAAGAAUUUCUGCUAAAGGUGACAAAGAAUCAAUUCAAAACCAGGUCAAACUUAUGAGUGUUGACUUGGAUGGAGUCCGUAAGGAGCAACAGGCGGUAAAGGCCAAGCUGAAGAUACUCAAUGAACACAUCGAUGACGUGACCAAGCAGAUCAAGUCGUUGGAUGAGGAAUUGAAGGAAGUAGUGCAGAAAAGAGAAAGCACUUACAAACAUAUUCUGGAAUUGAGAAAACAACGUGAUGAAGGGAAUUCUCCUUUCUACAAAAACGCCACGAUUUUACAGACAGCCAAACAGCUUGCGGAUAAGAAGGAUAUUGAAGCCCUUAAAAAACUUUCAAAGAACGAGGUUGAGAAAUUCAUGUCUUUCUGGAGUGUUAAUAAGCCUUUUAGGGAUGAUUAUAAGAGGAGAAUUUUGAUGUCGCUUAACAUUAGGCAGUUGAGCAGGGAUGGUAGGAUGAGGAACCCGGAUGAGAAGCCUCUGGUGUUACCAGAGAGUCCCGCUGUGACACAAACAGAUAUCGCACCAAGAACUAACGCGAUUCCACCAAAGGAAGAGCCCGUGUCUACUACUAAACUUGAUGCUUCUCUAAAGGAGAAAUUUCAAAAAGAGGAGAACAGUGAGCAACUGAAAGAUGCAAAUGGAAAAAACACAAGUACGAUAAAAGAGGACUUUCUUGAUGAUGAUGGUGCAGAAGAAGUCUAUGGUUUAGGAAAGCUACCCGAGGAUACUAAUGCCGAAGAAAACGAAGUUGAUGAAGAAAAAUUUAGAGAGAUGAAGAGAGAAGAGGAAAUAGCAAAAAAUAGGAUGGCAAUGGAGAGGAAGAAGAAGUUGGCUGAGAAAGCGGCUGCUAAAGCAGCAAUUAAAGCUCAGAAAGAAGCUGAAAAGAAGCUCAAGAACCUUGAGAAGAAAGCGAGGAAAAAGAGUGGUGCUAUUGUUACUGGUCAGGAUCCCACUGAGGAACCAAAUGAGACAGCUGAGGAGGAGGAGGGGAGGGCAGAAGAAAAAGUUGAAACACCAGUUAAGGUCAAGGAGCACAAAGAGACCAAUGUUAGGCAUAGAGCAACGCGUGCAAAAGGCUCGGAGCUUCCUAAAGUUAUAUUGAAGCACAAAAAGGGUACAAACUACUGGCAGUGGGCUGCUCCUGCCACUUUGGUGAUGUUGCUACUUCUUGUCGCGGGAUACAAGUAUAUGCUCUAGGAUAUGUUUUGAGUCGAGUAGAAUGAAGUGAAAGAAGGAAAACUCGGUCAUUCUAUUCAUUUUUCUUUCUGUUUUUUACACAUCCGCAGCUAGGGAUGGAAAACUCAUAAUGUUUCUGGUAGAUGAGGUCGGUCCUAGAUACUCACAGAAAGAGUAGCCAUACAUGUUCGGUUUUAUUAGUGUAGUUACAAAUUUUGACAUUUGCUUAGAGAUAUGAGUCACCUACAUCACACCCCCUUGGUGUCGGGCCUUUGGGCGAAUCCUGUGUGAACGUGGGAUGCUUCGUGCACCGGGCUUAGAGAUUUGUUAAUAUGCGUUUAUUUAUGAUACAUCGAGACAAACAUCUAUGCCAUUAACCUAUAAAUUUGUGAUUUAUAAUACUGCUCAUU